GCAAUUUUUUUGGUCGGAUUGUAUUCUUUCCCUUCCUCUCUCUCUCGCUCUCUAUGGUGAAUCUCUUAAUCGGAGGAGAUUGAAUUGGUUGGAAUCGUUGGAGAUGGAAUCGAAGGAGAUUGGAAUCGAAAGCUACGAGACGAGCAGAGAGGCCAACACUAUAAAAAGCAGGCUUUGAUCUCACUACCUCCACCGUCGAAACCUGAUCCCUCCAUUGCUGCUCUUGCUCAAGCUUACGCUCCUGGUCAGGAUGCAUCAUGGAAGAGUAUCAACAUGCGUUCCAUGAUCAAAUUGGUGUUGUUUGCGUUGUUGGUUCUUUCUUUUCACUCUCAAUCUUUGUCAAAGCAACAUCCUACUAUUGAGAGUCGGCUUUACCGUUUAGAUUAUCUAUGACCAAUUCGGCCUGUACAAGAAUCAGCAGCUAAGGGUCUAUUGCAAAGACUGCUUCCCACACAUUUUCGUAGCUUUGAUUUCAGAAUUAUCUCAAAGAACGUUGCGGAUCAAAGAUCUUACAGUGGCGUGAUGGAUGAUUCUUUUGGCAAACCUGGGAGAGUUAUGUUGCAAGUUGCGAUUCUCGUUAGCAACAUUGGUGUUCUAAUCGUCUAUAUGAUCAUCAUUGGUGAUGUUUUGGCUGGGAAAGAAGAAUAUGGAAUCCACCAUGCUUGUAUGCUUGAAGGAUGGUUUGGUAUCAGUUGGUGGAACAGGAGAACUUUUGUUCUUCUCAUUACCACUCUCACUGUGUUUGCUCCCUUGACUUGCUUCAAGCGUAUUCAUUCUUUGAGAAUCACAUAUGUUAUAUCAGUUGCUCUAGCUGUUGUCUUUCUUCUCAUCACUGCGGGGAUUCCUAUCAUAAAGCUGUUUACUGAUGGUUUGAUGAUGCCAAGACUUCUGCCUAUUAGCCAUAUCAUCCUUCUGACUACAUUUGUCUGCUGUCUUCUUUACUUUGUAAGUUGUUGUCUUGAACAAAGCUGGGCAAGUUGAUACACAAUAAGCUUCA
This is a messenger RNA of Camelina sativa (false flax), 997 nucleotides long. RefSeq names its product amino acid transporter AVT6B-like. Lineage: Eukaryota; Viridiplantae; Streptophyta; Magnoliopsida; Brassicales; Brassicaceae. The record is from RefSeq and is a predicted model, not a curated record. Gene Ontology annotation, cellular component: membrane. Gene Ontology annotation, biological process: amino acid transmembrane transport. Gene Ontology annotation, molecular function: L-amino acid transmembrane transporter activity.